AUGGAAGAUGGGGUGGGGAGGGUUCACAUCAAAGAUUCCAGGAAAAACUCGCAGGCCAAUAAAAGCAAACAGACAGAAGGGCACUCAUUGCUGAACAGCAGUUUCGGUUCCAACGUUGUGGCGACCUUCUUACUUGGUAUUUUUGUCUCAGGCUGUGUCGUCGCCUGGCUUGGAUUCGUCCUUCGCCUUGGGUGUCGAAGGAGAUGGCGAACCUUCCACGCCCAUCUCGGCUCUCAGAUCGUUGAUGCUCCUCUCUAG
Linum trigynum is the source of this 258-nucleotide messenger RNA. Lineage: Eukaryota; Viridiplantae; Streptophyta; Magnoliopsida; Malpighiales; Linaceae. The record is from the annotation of a GenBank genome assembly.